This is a messenger RNA of Cladophialophora immunda, 1928 nucleotides long. RefSeq lists its product as uncharacterized. The record is from RefSeq and is a predicted model, not a curated record. Gene Ontology annotation, molecular function: zinc ion binding; DNA binding. Gene Ontology annotation, biological process: DNA-templated transcription. Lineage: Eukaryota; Fungi; Ascomycota; Eurotiomycetes; Chaetothyriales; Herpotrichiellaceae. The transcript is spliced from 4 exons. The coding region runs from base 1 to 1905 and encodes 634 amino acids.
AUGCUUCGCAAUCUUACAACGUCCCUCCAUCAGGGUGAGAAUGCUGUUUCAAGAUACUCGAGCGCGGCCAUACGAACAUAUACACCUUCCAGCAUGGCCGAGUGCAGCUCUUCAUACGAGGAAGGAUCACUCAAUGGAGAGAGCGAGCAGACUUUUGAGGGCAACUCUUCAAUGACCGCCCACACCGUGUUCGCUAGUGAGUUCCUCGAACAGGCCGUGACUAAUACACCUCUCAGCCGACAUCUCAGCCCAAAUAUCGAGAAUGCGCUGGCAUCCCUGCGGCAAAUGGUCCAGAUGCAGCACCGAAAGGACAAUUCGCAGGAGAGCACGUUUGCCCACCAAAAGCCGAUACCGAAAGGGGGCCUCAGCCAGCUACCCUUGCCACCGACGGAUGUUGUGGUGAAGUUAUUGCGCGAGAUUAAGACUACACCACCCAUGAUAUUUAUGAUGACCUGUACCUUUAUCACCGCCGAGUCCUUCAUAGAAUCCUGUCGGAAAGUGUACUUUGCCACCGAGGACUACAGCACCGCCUGCUUCAUCGUCGUCAAUGCCGGCCUCUUCUACCUGUUCCAGGAAAAGUUGUUCAUGGACGAGGCGAACAGCCAAGAGUAUCGUGAAUAUCACUAUCUGUGCAGGGAUAACCUGGAGACUGCUUUGGCUAACUUGCCGCUCCUUCUGCCGCGCAACAAGGAGAUGAUCGAAGCUUUACUGCUCGGGGUCACUUACUCGAUCGAGGUCUCGAAGUUUUCGCUUGGGUGGCAGCUGAACAGUGCCGCAGCCGCCAUCUGUCAGACGUUGGGGUGGCACCGCCUCCGGGCCACGGAAGACGAGACCGACAACGCAAAGCUGGCCAUCUUCUGGUUUUGCUACAUGUUGGACAAGGGCCUGUCGUUGCGCUUCGGGCGCACCUCCGCCAUGCAGGACUGGGACAUCUCAACGCCACGGCGGUUUAGCAACACCCAAAUAAAGGAGCCAUGGACGGACACGAUCAAUCUUUGGAUCAAGACCGGAGGCAUACUGGGCGAGACGUAUGAGCACCUGUACAGUCCGGCGGCUCUGGCCCGGCAGCCGGGUCAGCGGGUCGAGACGGCGAGCCUCUUGGUAGCAAAGAUGAAACAACUGUGGAAGGAAUUGGACGACCUCUCGAUGACCUUGAAGCGGGAAAACGGGGCCAUGGUGGCAUCUGACGGGGGGACCAAAGCCAAAGAGUGGCGUGCCAUGUCGCUGGACAUGAUCCUCAAGUCGGCUGAGGUCAGCCACCUGGCAUCGUUGACCCUGAUAUACCGCGCGAUCCCAAGUGCACCGGGCUUUCCCAGCACAUUCAACUUCGAAUGCAUCGAAGCGGCCAGAGCGGCUUGCAAGCGUCACGAAGAAUGCAUGGAGCUCACCGCGGACAAUCUCUUUGUACAGGCCGGGUAUCUGCACUGGACGAUCCUAUACUCACCCUUCACCCCCUUCAUCGUCCUCUUCUGCCACGUCAUCGAGACGUCAAGUGUCGAUGAUCUCCAGCGACUGGAACAGUUCACGGCGAGCCUCGAGCCGGCGCUGUCCAUGUCCCGCGGCAUCGAGAAACUCCAUCGUCUCUGCAAGAUCCUGUCCCAGGUGGCCGCCCUGUACGUCGAGGCCAAGAUGCCACAGCAGGAGGACCAGGACAUGACCAUGGUCGGGAACGAUUUCGACAUGUACCUGUCCCAGCUGGGUUUCAUCCCCCAGCCACAGCCGGGAGGCGAGAGCACGAUCAGUGGCGCAGGCGAGUACGGGCUGGAAGGCUCCGGCGCGACAGUGAACCAGCAACUAGGACUGGGGGAUUGGUUCUCCGGAAACAGAUAUGUCAUGGGACUGAUGGAGGGGGACUUGUUGGACUUUGAUCCCGAGGCGUGGACGUCGACGACGGGAGCGCGAUAGCGACGGUUCGCAGUGUUUUGGAG